Messenger RNA from Megalopta genalis, 1811 nucleotides. It is a transcript of the gene Mettl4, whose product is annotated as Methyltransferase like 4. Lineage: Eukaryota; Metazoa; Arthropoda; Insecta; Hymenoptera; Halictidae. Gene Ontology annotation, biological process: methylation. Gene Ontology annotation, molecular function: methyltransferase activity; nucleic acid binding. Gene Ontology annotation, cellular component: nucleus. The record is from RefSeq and is a predicted model, not a curated record.
AACGUUAGAUCACGCUGGAUGCAGCAUGAGACGAUAUUUUAAAAUAAAUAUGUAAUACAAAAUACGUGGGAUGAUUUAUAUAGUUAAAACUAUAUACGCGAUGUAUGACACAACACUCUCCUAUUAGUAUGACAGACAACAGACUGAUCUUCAAUAGACUAAUACAUACAUACACACAAGCAUGACCUAACUCAGUCAGCAGAAGCAGAAGCUUAGCUCCCUCUCCCUUACUCCCUCUACCACUACAAUCUUCAUUUUAUUGUACAAUAGGGUGUGGGUGCAUUUCAGAGAUCCAUUAUAAGAUGUGUGCAUACAAAAAGGAGAAGAAAUGUCGACGAUUGAAUGGAUUAAAAGUAAACGAUUGCUUGUAAUGAUUAAGGCAGUGUAUCAAAGCCAACUAUGAGUGUAAUUUUUAGUACAGAUGAGGGAUGGAUAAUAUCCCAUUUGCGAUAUCUUAAUGAUAUUUAUAAAAAUGUAAAGGACUGCAACACCCAAUAUAAGUUAAUUUUCAAUGAGACUUUGUUCGAAAUUAAUUCUCAAUAUUUACGUCAGAAUCAAAUAACUAAACACGAUCGACACGAAGAAAAUUUGUUACAAAAUAAGAAUAGGAAACGAAAAAGAUCGAAGCUCUUGCCAGCGGAAGAUCUGAAAGAGAUCGAUUAUGUUAAACAAGCAUUUAACCAAAUAAUAUUGUCCGCAAAAACAGAAGGCUUAUUUGUUUCUAAUGUUAUUCCUAAUAAUAAUGAGGCAGCACGCUUAGGAUCACAAAAAUUUUAUCAGGACACAUUUUCCAUGGAGGAAGAAUAUUUUUAUGGUUGCAAUGAUGCAGAAGUAGCUAUUAUAUCUGGAACGAAAGAAAAGAAAUAUGCAUUUCCAAAGAAAUGUAAAUUUUAUUGUUAUGAUGUGAGAGAUAUUAACAAGAAAUUGGAACUGAACAAUCAGUAUGAUUUUAUAUUGUUGGAUCCUCCUUGGUGGAACAAGUCUAUAAGAAGGAAAAAAACCAAAUAUCUGGAAGCUAGUUAUAAAAUGAUGUACAACGAGGAGUUGGCCAAGAUACCAAUUGGGAAGUUAUUGUGUGCAAAUGGACUUGUAGCAAUAUGGUGUACCAAUGCACCCACUCAUUUGAACAGUAUUUUUAAUGAUAUAUUUCCAUCAUGGGGUAUAACUUUUAAAGCAAAGUGGUACUGGAUAAAAGUCACCCAAGCAGGAAAUACAAUAUGCAACUUUAACUCAGCACUUGGAAAGCAACCUUACGAAUUGCUAUUGCUGGGAUCUGUAUUAAAUAACAAUGAAAUAAACAUUCCUGAUGGAAAAUUAAUAAUGAGUGUUCCAAGCGCAGUACAUUCUCACAAACCACCUCUUACUGAAGUCAUGAAAGAAUAUCUUCCACAUGAGCCAAAGUGUUUAGAAAUAUUUGCAAGGUAUUUACUUCCCAACUGGACAAGUUGGGGACUUGAAGUUUUAAAAUUUCAGCACUUGUCACUCUAUACAGUUAUAGAGGACUCACAAGAAGCUCAAAAUAAUAGUAAAACGGAUGUAAAUAAAUUAAUUAAGUAAAAUUAUAUAUAGUGAAACAAUAAAUAUUUCGAUGUUACUGUUCUUUUUUAUUAUUAUCAUAAAUUAAUCAUUAUACAACAUUUCAAUUAUAUCAUUAUGAUGUGCCAUUUACAUGCUCACUAAUACCAUUUUUAACUGUUGUACGAUAGCCAUGUGGAUUCUUUGUUUGCCACCUCCAAAAGUCUUCACCUGUUCAUUAGAAAUAUUCUUAGAAAAUUGUUGAUACACAUAGUAAAUAAAUUAGUUAACUUACA